Molecule: messenger RNA, 1000 nt
Organism: Etheostoma cragini (Arkansas darter)
Lineage: Eukaryota; Metazoa; Chordata; Actinopteri; Perciformes; Percidae
Gene: drc2
Product: coiled-coil domain containing 65
Exons: 5
Coding region: 327-980 (217 amino acids)
Biological process (GO): cilium-dependent cell motility; axonemal dynein complex assembly; regulation of cilium movement
Cellular component (GO): axoneme; axonemal dynein complex
Source: RefSeq, a predicted model, not a curated record
CACACCACCAACAGUUUGUCCACGGUAAGUUUUUAGUUGAUAUUUUACUUAUUUUACACACUUCGCCGUUAAAUGGCGACUAAUGUUAACGUUACAUGAGGUUUAAAUUUACUUAAAGACUCCGUAACAUCAGCCUGGUUGUGUUUACAGUCGGGUUUUAAAUUAAAUUAGCAUUUUGUUGUUAAUGGCAGGAAACGAUAAUAAUUUAUGCUAAACGACUAACGUCUCAUUGAGACGAAAAAUGACCAAAAACAUACAUAUAAUGUCUAAAAAUAUACACAACGCAGGCGAGUGAGAAACCUGAGGACGAAGAGAAGAGGGGGAUCAUGCCAAAGAAAGGAGCAGGAAGUAAAGGAGGAGCGAAGAAGGAGGAGAAGAAGCUGCUGUUCUUCCAGCAGAGAGCUCAGGCCGAGGAGGAGAUGGCCAAGAAGAGAGAGGAGAGCCUCACUCUGUUCCUCAAGGACAAAUUGAAGAAGGAGCAGAAGAACACGGAGGUGAACCUGCUGAAGGUGAACGAAGGCUGGCGCUCCAUCCUGCGCCUGACUCGGGGCACCGAGCUGCACCAGGACAUCAAGGUGCUCAGCCAGACGUUCGAGAGGCAGCUGGACGGCCUGGACAGCGUCGUCAAGAAUCUGGAGGGCGACCUGCUGUUGGCGGAGCGUCAGUCGGCCCAUGUGGGGCGCGUUCACCUGCAGCAGCUGGAGCGUCUGCGGGUGAACCAGGGCCAACGGCUGGCUUUUGUGCAGCAGCAGUGGGAGGACGGCAUGCAGCAGGUGGCCGCCAGGUUCAGCCAAGAAAGGACGCAGAUCUCGUCCCACAGCCGGCAGCAGCGGGCUGAUCUGGAGGAUGCAAAGUUCACUGUGGAGCAGCAGAACCAAACCCUGAUGAACGACACCCAGAGACUGUACAGUGAAGCCAUCGCAGCGUACGAGAGCGCUCACUCAGACAGGGUAUCUCACUGCCGUCUUCAAGCUUUCUGAGACACAUUUACAGUCCGUAG